Molecule: messenger RNA, 1209 nt
Organism: Emiliania huxleyi CCMP1516
Lineage: Eukaryota; Haptophyta; Isochrysidales; Noelaerhabdaceae
Exons: 2
Coding region: 1-1209 (402 amino acids)
Source: RefSeq, a predicted model, not a curated record
AUGGAGCUAAACCUCACACGUGCAAAGGCGGCGGGCUUCAAUCCGUGGGGGGCGCUUCCUGACGAUUCCACGCACGUGCAAGCAUAUGCAUUUUGGCGCAGCAAGGCUUUGGGAGCGCAGGUUGACGCGAACCGGAUGCGGCGCAUGCCCGAGGCAGACGCUCUUGCAGCUACAGCUUUCGCGCGGACAUUGACAGCCCGGGCUGCGAAAGCUGGAUGGGCGGCGGCGGCCGAGCGGGCCACCACGGCUGAUGCGAUCGGAGAGGCACGCGCGGCCUCAGCUGCGGCGGCAGCGCAUGCUCGGUAUGCAGACGCUGUGGCAGUCGCGGCAGCCGGCGCACAGAGUGUUGCCUCGAAGCAGCGCCGCCGGCGCGAGAGUGGUAGCCUCUCGGCGCUGCUGCAGCCGUCGCAGCCGUGGGUGUCCGCGGCGUUCGCGGCCGUCAGCGCACCGCUGCCCGACCCGUACGCAGUCGCGGCACCGCUGCGCCGCGGCGAGCGGUACUGCGGCCACCAUCACCCCGACAAGUUCACCGGGGUGCAGUGCGCAGGGCAGCGCAAGCACGGCAAGGGCCGAUGCCGAGUGUGGAGCGGUUGCUGCUAUGCCGAUGCCGCCCCGCUCCGUCGCGGCAGCCCCUACUGCCACCACCACCGCGUGCGCUGCGUGGGGCUGACGCAGUCCGGCGCGCGCUGCACCGUGACGAGCUCCUCCGAGAACGUGCACGCGCAGCCGCUGCGCGACGGCGAGCUGCACUGCGCACACCAUCAGCCCGCGGCGCCAUCGUCGCUUGCUCCAUCGGCGCCCUGUCCACGCGCCGCGGUCAGCGAUCGGGCCAUCGUGCUCGGUAGCAGCGAAGAUUUCGAGGGCCCGGACGGGCCGCUGCCGCCAUCCAUCGCGAUCGUUGAAAGCGAGGCCAGGCUAGAGCAGGGCAACUGCCUUACGCAGCUACUCCGACGCUUCCCUGCACUUCACUACACCUCGAUCAAGUACAGUGACCCCACACUCCCCCACUUGUGGGUGCUCCCGCUCGAGGGGCAAACGGCACAAACGGGCCGGCUCGCGGACUUCAUGGUGAGCUUAGGGCUCACUGUGAGAGAGCAAGACCUUGACUACGAGAGCUCCGAUGACGAUGCAGCCAGCGAUGUCGACAGCGCGCGUUGCGAUGAGCCGCUGGACCCUGACGUAGAGGCGGAGUUGCCCGAUUAUUUUUAA